This is a messenger RNA of Chaetomium fimeti, 1749 nucleotides long. RefSeq lists its product as uncharacterized. The record is from RefSeq and is a predicted model, not a curated record. The transcript is spliced from 4 exons. Bases 1 to 1749 code for a protein of 582 amino acids. NCBI's taxonomy places the organism in Eukaryota, Fungi, Ascomycota, Sordariomycetes, Sordariales, Chaetomiaceae.
AUGGUCAAGCUUGGUGUCUACUCGGCCCUCAUCUGGGCCGCCGGCCUUGUUUCGGCCGCGGCCACGCCGGCCCCUCUUGUCGAAGUCCGGACACGGAACCUGCCCGGCACAUCGGACGAGCAUACCCGUCAUCUCAUCUGGCGCCGUCUCGCGGACUUGGCACGCACGCGACGACAGAAUGUCUUCGAGAACAGCGCAAGCCUUGACAAGAGCUGGAAUGAUGCGACUGUGUUCAGCUAUUCCUAUGAAGCCGACACGGCUGGCACGAAGCUCGAAAACCUCACAGCCGAGUUCAGUAUUGAAGUCAAGUGUGUGACAUGCUACUUCAAAGCCGGCGCCACUGCCCAGUUGACCAUCGGGGGAGACUUCGACAUCGGAGACACAAUCCGCAAUGUCACUGGACAAGUCAAGGAUGAGCUGGGCGAUCUAGUCCGAACUACAGUGGAGAGCAUUGACGAUGCCAUCAACUUGGAUGAGCUUAAGCAAUUGGUCGGUCCCGGCGACUUCGAAAUGGACGAGUUCAUUGAUUUCAGCAACGUCAGUAUCGAUACUGAUAUUGACAUUAACUUUCCCCCGCUCCCGGAAGUUCAACUACUGUUCCAGAUCGAUCACAUGGAUUUGUACAUGGAAAUGGACACGACCAUUGCCGCCGGCGUUACGUUGACCAUCCCGUUGUACAAAUCACAAACAGCUUUCGGAAUCACCUUGAUGGAUGGGCUCGAGGCGGGCGUUUUCGUGACCCUGGAUUUGAUCCUCAGCGUGGAAGGCGAGAUCACCAUUCGCUCGGGAUUCCAUCUGCUCCUCGAUGACCCCGUCGGUUUCAAGCUUGCUUUGUUCGGCCAGAAUGUGUCCGACGUCAUCUUUGUAGCCGAGUUCCUCACCAACAUCACUGGCGGCGCCGAGCUAGCCGCUCAGGAGGGCUGCGCGCUGAAAAUCGUCCAAGAGUACACCCUCGCGGUCGGCGCGGCCGCCGGCGCCACCGUCGCCGUGGGCCCACACACCUGGGGCCUGGAACCCAACACGACCAUCCCGCUCUUCUACACCACCCUGGCCGACAUCUGCGCCAUCACCGCCGACGCCACCCCCACGCCCACCGCCGCCGUGGCCGCCCGCCAGGAGGAGGACGACCCCAACCUGGAGACCCACACCCUCACCACCAAGGUCCUGUACACGGGCAUCAGCUGCGCCUCCCCCGGCCUGCCCGCCUGCCCGCAGUCCCUGCAGUCCACCACCCUCCGCACCUCGACCCAGACCCACGUCACGGCCGUGCCAUCGGGCGUCACGCCCACCUUCCCGGCCUCGACGGCCCUCUCCGUCGCCAGCACCAUCCCCUUCGGCAAGCAGGUCAACAAGCUGGCUGCGACUAGUGGCGCGCCGGUUAGUUACGUUCCGCCGCCGCCGCCGCCGACCAGCUCUGCCCGCCCCAGUGGAAAGGGCGAUGAUGACGGUGUGGGUGAUGUGCUGGAUGAUAUUGGCGAGGUGUUCCAGGGUGAGACGGGCGGGGUGUCGAAUAAGCUGAUUAUUGGGCUGAGUGUGGGGUUGGGGGUGCCGAUUCUGGCGGCGAUUAUUGCGGCGUUGGUGCAUUACCUCAAGCGGAAGAAGUACGCUCCUGUGCCCAAGUCGGAUGUGCACAAGUCGGAUAUGACCGCCGUGGAGUAUACUGGUGGAUAUGACAGUCCGAUGGCUGCCGAGAGGGAGGCCAUGGUCAAGAAAACGCCUGAUGUGGCGACCAGCGAGGUCCAGCACUAA